UCUCUCUCGCUUUGAAGGAGCUCAUUAGAGCACUUGACUUGUCUUUCCUACCUGCUCUGUCUCUCUCCCUCUCCCUCUCUCUGCAAGUUCACGUACCUUUGCUCUGUUUUCUCUCGCCCAUGGAGUUCUGCCGGAAUGUGUCAGUUCCCGGAGACUCGCAGCCGAAGCUCGGUGGCUUCGCAAGCAACAGUCUUGACGAACUCUUCUCCAUCCAGAAGCCGGAAGCUGAUGUUAGCAUGGAGUGGCUGUCAGUUUUGGUGGAGGACUGCCUGUCCAGCAAAGGAAACACCCUCCAAGUCCAGACACUACCGCCUCCUUCCUCAGCAUCAGUUCCCUCCAAAACGCCCAACAAGCCUUCCUCGACCAACUUGUCAUCACUCCACAAGAUUGUGGUCACAGGCAAGGCCAGGAGCAAGAGGAAGCGAAUAGCAGCCGCCAAAACCAAGAACAACCCGUUCUUGAUGAUACCCACUUGGCCCAACCACUCCUCCGACCCGCUCUUGCUCCACCAGUCCCACUGGCUCGCCGACAGCGAGCUCAUUCAGCCCAAGAAGCAAGAACUAGAACAGCCCAAGAAGCAGGAACAAGAACAGCCCAAGACAACCACCAACAUGGCAAGUAGCCCCACACAAUGCGACGCAGAGGAGGAAGCGGUGGAGAGCAAAGAAGACCAGUCGGAGGAGAGUGGCGGCGGCGGAGUGGGGCAGCAGGGGACGGGGAGGAGGUGCACCCACUGUCUGUCGCAGAGGACGCCGCAGUGGAGGGCGGGGCCAAUGGGGCCGAAGACGCUGUGCAACGCGUGCGGGGUGAGGUACAAGUCGGGUCGGCUGCUGCCGGAGUACCGGCCGGCCAAGAGCCCCACCUUCGUGAGCUACUUGCACUCCAACUCCCACAAGAAGGUCCUGGAGAUGAGGAAUUCAAACAUGUCCGUCCUCUCUCCUUCCGGCGAGAGAAGAAGGUGAAAACCCAGAGGAAGGUGAGGUUUUACUUUUUUCUUUAGUCAGGUUAGAUUAGGUGAUGAUUAGGUAAACUCUUCUACGUUAAAAAUAGGAAAUAUUUGUUGUCCUCUUUAAUGUGGCAAAAGACCCUUCAUUUAGUUAUUAAUUCUUAAUGAUGAUUUGUUGAGGCUUUGGCUUA
Syzygium oleosum is the source of this 1137-nucleotide messenger RNA. RefSeq names its product GATA transcription factor 12-like. Gene Ontology annotation, biological process: regulation of DNA-templated transcription. The coding region runs from base 120 to 962 and encodes 280 amino acids. Gene Ontology annotation, molecular function: zinc ion binding; sequence-specific DNA binding. The record is from RefSeq and is a predicted model, not a curated record. Lineage: Eukaryota; Viridiplantae; Streptophyta; Magnoliopsida; Myrtales; Myrtaceae. The transcript has 2 exons.